Molecule: messenger RNA, 2124 nt
Organism: Lachancea meyersii CBS 8951
Lineage: Eukaryota; Fungi; Ascomycota; Saccharomycetes; Saccharomycetales; Saccharomycetaceae
Source: the annotation of a GenBank genome assembly
AUGAGCCCGCUUCAAAUAGCCAGAAGCCUGUCCGGAAGGGCUAGUGCAUGUUUUGAUUUACUUGGCAUACGUUUGAGACAAUCCAGUCAUGUUUUCAGGCGAGGGAAGACUAAAAACAUGUCUUUAAUUUUGAUGAGCAUAGUGGGUCUUUUAGCUCUGGUAGCUGUGAUUCGUGGGAUACAUGGGGGUGAUAUGUCUAUGGAAAUGUUGACGUAUGAUAAUAGUAAGUCUAAUGGUACCGCACAAGGUUCGGCAGGUUACGACGAGUUCGAUGAGGUAGCGGACGCAUCGUAUUCUGACUAUGAAAACAUCAACGCCCAGAUGAAUAGUGCGAACGCAGGCAUUGUGGGCAGAGCUGUGGCUGAAACUUUGAAACGUAUCAAGAAGUUCUCGCUUGAAGGUGAGCUAGACAAGACCAGAAAAAAAGAAUGUGACAUCGGUGACAUCUCGAUCACGGACACGGCUAAAUUCUACAAGCUGACCGAGGAGUCUUUGGCAAACUGCGUGCAACUUCCUGAAGAAACCUUUUUGGCGCUUCGCGAAGGCUUUGAAGGCUUCAGAAAGGCCAUCGUCGACGAUCUGCUGCCAUUAUUCAUGGAUGUUGACCAGCCGGCAUUUCACGGUGAAGGUAUCGUCAUGGUGGGAGGCGGAAAAUACUCUCUAUUUGCGCUUCCUGCAAUCAAAGCCAUACGAGAAAAUAGUGGUGUUAAGAUACAAGACAGCGUCCCCAUCGAGAUUAUCAUACCUCCCCAGGACAAGGCCGAUAGAGGUUUCUGCGAAAACGUUCUGCCGGCGCUGGAUCCUUCAGGACUCACCAGGUGCGUCUUUUUAGAUGAAGUGCUGGGCGAGGAAACACUUUCUCACCUUAAAGGCUACCAGCUCAAGCCUUUGGCAUUGUUGGUGUCCACUUUCGAGAAGGCUCUGAUGCUAGAUUCCGAUAACUACGUUAUCAACUCUUUGGAAGGCUACUUUACCAAUGGCAAAUUCAAUGAAAAGGGUCUUGUUCUGUGGCCUGACUACUGGCGUCGCUUGCAUCAUCCUAAGAUUUACGAGAUUUUGAACUUAAAGCUGGGCAGAGAUCAAAGAGAGAGAAACUCAAUUGAUGAUACCUCUCCUACUUACUUGUACGAUGUGGAUUCUAAAAAGACUCCCUUACAUGAUUUGAAGAACACAAUCCCCGAUGGCGGUACGGAGUCCGGUCAAUUACUGGUGAACAAGAAAAAACAUCUCGAUACCCUGCUUAUGAGCUUGUACUUCAACUAUAACGGUCCGUCGUACUACUACCCGCUUCUGGGCCAAGGAUUUGCUGGAGAGGGCGACAAAGACACAUUUGUUUUGGCGAGCCGUGUUUUGCACGGGCCGGAUUCGUGGCAUCAAGUGAAGACGCCAGUGUCUGCGAUGGGCCACUGGACGGACUCGAAAGACGAAAUUCGAUUGACAGACGAGGAUCUUGAGAAUUAUACGAAAGAAAAGUCAUUCAGAGGUACCGCGAUGCUACAGCACGAUUAUAUCGAGGAUAUCCGGUGUCAUGCUGUCGCUCAAGAGGUGAUCAGAAACACCAUCAGCAACAAGGAAAAGCUCUUUUGCGAAAGCUGGAUAAAGUCCCACAAAGAUGACUUUACCGGAAAAAUUGAAGAGAAGCGCGAACAGUGUAAAAAGAACGCUGAAGCGCAGAAGGUUUUCCAAAGCGAGAUUCGUGAUUCUUACAGUCUCGCUGAUUAUUUUGCCUUUUUCAAGUUUACCAAGGUUUCGUUUGUGCAUUCCCAUUUGCCCAAGUAUGAUCCAUGGGAGUGGUACGAAACGGGCGACAUGAAGUUCGAUGGUGCCAAGGCCCACAAGAAUCACAAGGAUGAUGCGCUUUACAAACCUGCUCAUUCGGGGCAUUAUCGCAUGUAUGACUCCAAGAUGAGAGAAAUAAGUGGCUAUGACUUGGAGCUGGCCAACUGGUCAGCGUUCAACACUUACUUGUGUGAUGUACCGGAUGGCUACAAAAACUUUGGCUACUUGUCAGAGAAGAUUGCGGCCAGUGAAUCUCCUGUCCAAGGCUACCGUGGCAUGUGCAAGUAUAUCAGCGACCGGGUUGAAUACUUGAAGAGCACUACUUGGGAAGAUAUUAAUGUCUAA